Molecule: messenger RNA, 793 nt
Organism: Drosophila obscura
Lineage: Eukaryota; Metazoa; Arthropoda; Insecta; Diptera; Drosophilidae
Gene: Nse1
Product: non-structural maintenance of chromosomes element 1 homolog
Exons: 1
Coding region: 33-761 (242 amino acids)
Biological process (GO): double-strand break repair via homologous recombination; DNA damage tolerance
Cellular component (GO): nucleus; Smc5-Smc6 complex
Molecular function (GO): ubiquitin-protein transferase activity
Source: RefSeq, a predicted model, not a curated record
GGUUUGACACCUCUAUUGUAAACAAAUUGAAAAUGGAACUGGUAAAGCGCGCAUUUCUGCGUGCAAGCAAAAACCACAGCACCCUCAGCUAUGAGUUGAUUGACCAGAUAUUAUCACCGCUCUGCGAGCUCCAUAAAGUUGACAAGCCGUCCAACAAGGAGGCACUAAAAGCCUUUGUCGGCGAAAUCGACGCUAGUAUUCGUGUUUUUGAUCAGACGCUGGUCUUUAUAAAGCAUGCACUGAAGAACGAGGAGUAUUUGGUGUACGCCAAGACAGAUGCCACGCCGGACACCAUAGCCAACACGGGUCUCGUCGCAGAGGAAUGCCAAUACUUUGCCAAGCUGCUGGACAAAAUAGCUGGCGAAGAAAACUGCUGCAUGGCCUGGAACGAGGCCUACAGUGACAUCGUCGGCCUUGAAAAGCCGCUCAAGAAGAUCCGUAUGCAGGAGCUGCUCCAAAAGUGGUGCCAAAUGGGCUACUUUCUGGAGGUGGAAGACAACAUCUACCUGGGGCCACGGACACUUGUGGAACUUAGUUUCUAUUUGCGCACCAAUCACGCGGAAACCAUCGAGACCUGCAAACUGUGCUCUAACCUGGUGCUAUGGGAAAUCAGGUGUGAUUCCUGCAACAUCCAGUAUCAUCGUGACUGCAUACGCAAAUUCUUGCAGAAACGCUCCAAUUGCCCGUCCUGCAACGAACUGUGGAAAACGCCGUUGCGUGCGUCCAUAGAUGGGCGGCGAUCGGUAACACCCCAGCCAUAAAUAAUACAAAUAAAACUAAUAUGAAACGAAAA